This is a messenger RNA of Dacryopinax primogenitus, 1461 nucleotides long. RefSeq lists its product as uncharacterized. The transcript is spliced from 8 exons. The record is from RefSeq and is a predicted model, not a curated record. NCBI's taxonomy places the organism in Eukaryota, Fungi, Basidiomycota, Dacrymycetes, Dacrymycetales, Dacrymycetaceae. The coding region runs from base 1 to 1461 and encodes 486 amino acids.
AUGUCUUCACCUGUCAACGCUAAGCUUAGUUUGAUGUACGACCAGCUGGUGAAAGGCUCAUUUGAUGAUGCUGUUUGGAGUGCAUUGACAUGGACAGAGGGUCUCAGAAUGAAGGUGCUAAUGACAUUGAAGAUUGUCCUUUCAUCCAGUCUGCAUCAGUGGAUGGACAUCUCUCCUUCUCCAUGUCUGAUCAAGUUCCUUGGUCAUGAGUAUUGUGAAAUCCGUUAUUCCGCUUGGUUGGACACUUUCUAUGGAGAGCACAAUGAAGGGGAUCUCAAGGACUUCUUCAAUCCUAUAUUUGGAAGCUGCAUGUCAUCCCACAUUCAGAAAGAAGUGGUCAUUGUUUCACGGCCCUUGAAGAAACGCCAUUCAGUGUUGAUGUCUGCUGGUCCUCCUGUGGAUCUUUGUCUGGCUGAUUGUGCCCCAUCCAAUAAGCAGGUUGCUGGCAUCAGUCCCUUGGUUGACCUCAUGGAUGACAAAAACAACCUUGCUGUUGCUGUUGCUCCAGUGACCAUCAGCAGGCUUGCUGUCUCAGCUCAGGCAAUGACAGAUGCCAAAUUGGUAUCCACCAAGGCCAAAUAUUCCAACCUUCCUCCGGUUUCUGAAGGCAUGUUGGUGGAUGCAAUCAAGCUUGCCAUUGAUGUUGGUUGGGGUUUGAUGAAAGAACACAUCCUUCCCAACAACAGGAUGAUGCUGAUCCCUGAUUUUGUUCUCAAUGCUGGAACCUGGAAGGGUCUUACCAUCACUGAAUUAGAAGAGGUGGCUGCCUACAAUGUCCUACCUUCUUCUGUUUUGCUUGAUCAUAUUGUUGAUGACAUUGAUGGAUCAUCUGAUCCUGGUGACUGGCAUUCUGGCCAUUGCGAUGGCUGUCAAGAAGAUUAUGCCUUUGAUGUUCUCCUCAACAUACCCCACAUUAAGCAUAUGAUCUGUGGAGGAGUCUUCAAGAUUACUUAUGAGAAUGAUGAAAGCUGGUCCUGCAUGAAUUGCUUAUACAAGCACCAUCUUUGCAGCUUUGGCCCAGAAUUGGUUGCAGAAGUAUUGUGUCUCAGCAAUGAAGGCUGCAUGCUUCUUAAUCACCAGGAGUUUAUGCAUCAACAUUACAAUGAAAGUAUCUGGAUUAUGCAAGAUGGAGUGGAAGUUAGGAGGAAGCAUGAAGCAUUGUUGAAGAAGGUCAUCCGUGAUCUUAGACUGUCUCAAUAUGACAAGAAAAAAAACAAAAUUCCUUCAACCAUCGGUCCAGUCAAUAUCAUCAUGCUGUCAGAUGAUCUUUUGCAGCCCCAUUCAGUCCCAGAGCCAACAAACUCCCCACCAGUCAAUGCUCCUGUGGUUGUGAAGGUUGAGGAUGAUCUGUUGAUUGAUCUCAAUAAGCCUGACAAAUCCAUUACUGUGCUGGAGAUGGAGGGUUAUGUUGCCCUGGAUAUUCAGGAGCAACAUAGGUUGGCUCUUAACCAUGGUGGUUGA